AUAGUUGUUAACAUCACGAAACCCUAGCAACAAGAACAAAAUAUAACAGAAGGGGGAAGAUGGGUAGAGGAAAGAUUGCAAUCAGGAGAAUAGACAACUCAACCAGUAGGCAAGUGACGUUCUCAAAGAGACGGAAUGGGUUACUGAAGAAAGCAAAAGAGUUAGCCAUUUUAUGUGAUGCUGAAGUUGGAGUCAUCAUCUUCUCCAGUACCAAUAAGCUCUAUGAAUUCUCAAGUGCAAGCAUGAAAUCAGUGAUUCAACGCUACAAUAAAUCAAAAGAAGAAACCAAUCAACUGGUGAAUUCGAUGUCAGACGUCAAGUUUUGCCAAAUGGAGGUCGCAAUAUUGAAGCAACAGUUGCAGAAUCUGCAUGAAGCUCAUAGGCAACUUAUGGGAGAAGAACUCUGUGGUUUGGGAGUUGAAGACCUGCAAAAACUCGAGAACCAAUUGGAAAUAAGCUUGCAAGGUAUUCGAAUGAAAAAGGAAGAGAUUCUAACCAAUGAGAUAGAGGAUCUCACGAGAAAGGGGAGCCAGAUACAUCAACAAAACAUCGAACUCUACAAGAAGAUUCAUGAAGCAAGAGCAUAUGCCGCUAGCUAUGAUGAAACUAGUUCAAUGCAUGAAACUCCAUUGUUAUCCAAGUAUGCAGCUCCACCAAUCAGCAGCUAUGCCAACUUGAGCAUUGGAGGACUCUUCACAUACGGAUAAACUUAUAAUGUGAUGUUUUCAUUUCUUGACACAAGCUUCCCUUUUAAUGUGAUAUUUUCAUUUCAUGAAAUGAAUGCAUGUUCGAUGCAAGCAAAUAAUCCUUUUUGUGAUUUCAAUACCUAUAUUUUUCAAGGUCAUUUCAAAAUUUCUGGCCUUUGAGUAUCGUA
Messenger RNA from Lactuca virosa, 874 nucleotides. The record is from the annotation of a GenBank genome assembly. Lineage: Eukaryota; Viridiplantae; Streptophyta; Magnoliopsida; Asterales; Asteraceae.